CAAAGUCAUACAUAAACGGUCUGCAUUUAAAGAAGAAAAGAGUUUCAAAUUUACAUAUUAAUGAGGAUUUUGAAGUUUUUUUUAUGAGCUAAUAGCAUUGUCACCUCAGUAACAACUCUUAUAUAAAGAAGCUCAAAGUGCAAUGGAAGCAAUAUCGAAAAAGUGAUAAAUAUAUAUCUUACGCAGAAGAAAAAGAAUGGCCACCAUUGUUUCUCCUCCACAUUUCUCCCCUGUUGAAGAUGCUGAAAAUAUCAAGAAGGCUUGCCAAGGUUCUACUCUUUCUUCUUUUUAGACUAGUAGUGCUUCAAGUUUCGGUUAUUACCCCCCUUCUUUCUUGGGUUUCAGGAUUUGGAACCGAUGAAAAGGCCAUCAUCUCGAUCCUAGGACACCGGAACUUGUUCCAGAGGAAACUCAUCAGACAAGCUUACCAGGAGAUAUACCAUGAGGAUCUCAUUCACCAGCUCAAAUCUGAGCUCUCUGGCGACUUUGAGAGAGCUAUCUGUUUGUGGGUUUUGGAUCCUCCAGAGAGAGAUGCUCUCUUGGCCAACUUGGCUCUUCAAAAGCCUGUUCCUGACUGCAAGGUCCUCGUCGAGAUUGCUUGCAUGAGAUCCCCUGACGAUCUAUUAGCUACCAGGCGUGCUUACCGUUGCCUCUACAAGCGUUCUCUCGAGGAAGACUUGGCCUCCCGUACUACCGGCGACAUCAGGAAGCUCUUGGUUGCAACGGCGUCUGCUUAUAAGUAUGAUGGGGAAGAAAUUGAUGAGACUCUGGCGCAUUCAGAGGCUGCGAUUCUUCAUGAUGAAAUCCUCGGUAAGGCUGUUGAUCACGAAGAAACGAUCAGGGUGAUAAGUACAAGGAGCAGCAUGCAGCUCUGCGCAAUCUUCAACCGCUACAAGGAUCUCUAUGGAAGAUCGAUCACUAAGGAUAUCCUCAGCCACCCUACAAAUGAGUACCUGAGUGCACUGCGUGCAGCAAUCAGGUGCAUCAAAAACCCUAACCGGUACUACGCAAAGGUUUUGCGCAAUGCAAUCAACACAGCAGGGACUGAUGAAGAUGCUCUGACCCGUGUGAUUGUCACACGAGCAGAGAAGGACCUGAAGAAUAUCACUGAGCUGUAUCACAAGAGGAACAAUGAGAGUCUCGAUCAAGCCAUAGCAAAAGAGACAUCAAGGGACUACAAGGCUUUUCUUCUAGCCUUGCUAGGACACGGAGGAAUCUAGAGUUCACCCUCAAAAUCAAAACCUGACAAGAGUAGCAUUUCUUUCUAAUUUCUGCUUAAGUACUAAUAAAAGUAUCUGUUUGAUGAUGCUUCGUCAACUCAGUAAUACUGUUUAGCUAUUCACAAUAAGAUUGGAAUUACAACUUAUUUGUUUUCCAUAAAUAAAAACAUUCUUCCAAGCCAA
This is a messenger RNA of Brassica rapa (field mustard), 1403 nucleotides long. Its product is annotated as annexin D8. Gene Ontology annotation, biological process: response to heat; response to water deprivation; response to cold. The record is from RefSeq and is a predicted model, not a curated record. Gene Ontology annotation, cellular component: plasma membrane; cytoplasm. Lineage: Eukaryota; Viridiplantae; Streptophyta; Magnoliopsida; Brassicales; Brassicaceae. Gene Ontology annotation, molecular function: phosphatidylserine binding; calcium-dependent phospholipid binding; calcium ion binding.